GUUGGAUUGGUUGGUUGUCAGAUAUUGCCCAAGCCCUGCUCUCCUGCUAGCCGUUUUCUUUAACUUCUCUCCCAAAGAUGCCCCAUCCAUCAUCAUACUCAUACAUUACAUUAUCACUUACACACACCUUUCCUCUCUCUCUCUCUCUCUCUCCCCCACCUUAUAUACAUUUCUUUCCCUGUACUUUUUUAGAGAGAGAGAGAGAGAGAGAGAAAGAAAUACACACAGAAAAGCACUAAUCAUCAGACAGAUAGAGAGAGCGAUAGAAUCAAUGGGAUCGUCUUCAGGUCAGAGCAGUAACUACGAUCUCUCUUUCAAGAUCUUAUUGAUCGGAGAUUCUGCCGUUGGCAAAAGUAGUCUUCUUGUCAGCUUCAUCUCCAACUCUGUCGAAGAUCUUUCUCCCACCAUUGGUGUGGAUUUUAAAAUCAAGCUGCUCACAGUCGGUGGGAAGAAGUUGAAGCUCACAAUUUGGGACACUGCUGGACAGGAGAGGUUCAGAACAUUAACUAGCUCUUAUUACAGAGGUGCCCAAGGGAUUAUUCUAGUUUAUGAUGUUACUCGGAGGGAGACCUUUACAAACUUAUCUGAAGUAUGGGCUAAAGAAGUAGAACUCUACUCGAAUAAUCAGCACUGUGUCAAGAUGCUUGUUGGAAAUAAAGUUGAUAUUGAUUCUGAAAGGGUUGUAAGUAGAGAGGAGGGAACUGCACUAGCUAAAGAGCUUGGAUGUUUGUUUCUUGAAUGUAGUGCUAAAACUAGGGAAAAUGUGGAGCAAUGCUUUGAAGAACUUGCAUUAAAGAUAAUGGAGGUUCCUAGUCUCUUGGAAGAAGGAUCUAGUCUAGUGAAGAGAAACAUUUUAAAACAGAAACCGGAAUACCAAGCACCUCCAAAUGGUGGUUGUUGCUCUUAAAAAAAAAGAUUCAGAUAUCAAGAACAGAUCAUCAUGUACAUGUUAAUUUCUGUUCUAGUGUCUUACACUUGUUCUUGUCAUUGAAUUGAGUAAUUACAUGUACCUUUGAGAAUGGAAUAUUGGCACUCAGAUAACAUAUAUUACCUUGUGUAAA
Quercus robur (English oak) is the source of this 1061-nucleotide messenger RNA. Its product is annotated as ras-related protein RABC2a. The transcript is spliced from 6 exons. The record is from RefSeq and is a predicted model, not a curated record. Gene Ontology annotation, molecular function: GTP binding; GTPase activity. Bases 272 to 907 code for a protein of 211 amino acids. NCBI's taxonomy places the organism in Eukaryota, Viridiplantae, Streptophyta, Magnoliopsida, Fagales, Fagaceae.